GAUAAACUCGCUGCGGGUCGCUGCUGCUGCUGCUGCGUGUCCGUCAUGAGGAGCGUCCUGGUGGGCAUGAAGAGCGUCCUGGUGAGCAGGAUGCGGCAUGAGGAGUGUCCUGGUGGGCAGGAUGCGGCAUGAGGAGCGUCCUGGUGGGCAGGAUGCGGCUGAGAUCUAACACGAAGGAAGCAUAUCGUACAUUUCCAACGGCUUAGCGUUGAAAUGCACUCUGCGUGUGAAGUGGUCCACAUGAGCGCUGCUUCAUGGGAGCAGCCGGGCGCUGCCUUGCUGCACACGGACAGAUGGCCUUUUAAAGUCCCGCUGGUCAGAGUCCACCUGAAGGCAGCAUGAUGCCUUCCAAAGUGUCGUGCCUCUACCUGCUGACCGUGGUGUGCUGGGCCAGCGCGCUGUGGUACUUAAGUAUAUCUCGGCCCACGUCCAGCUACGUGGGUCACAUGUCUCUGCCCAUACGCAAGACGGCCAAAGCUGCCCAGAACUUGACCUUCAGCAACAUCCGAACACGUCCUCUCAACCCGCACACCUUUGACUUUGUCAUCAACGAGCCCAAGAAGUGCGAGGACAGCGCCCCCUUCUUGGUCAUCCUCAUCAGCACCACGCACAAGGAGUUCGACGCCCGCCAAGCCAUCCGUGAGACCUGGGGCGACGAGAGCGCCUUCAGCGACCUGCGCGUCCUCGCCAUCUUCCUGCUGGGCAGGAACACCGAUCCCGUCCUCAACCGGAUGGUGGAGCAGGAGAGCCAGAUCUUCCACGACAUGGUGGUGGAGGACUUCAUAGACUCCUACCACAACCUCACCCUCAAGACUAUGAUGGGAAUGCGCUGGGUGGCCACAUUUUGCCCCAAGGCGCAGUACAUCAUGAAGACGGACAGCGACGUCUUCGUCAACAUGGACAAUCUCCUCUACAAGCUCCUGAAACCCAGCACCAAGCCCAGGAAGAGGUACUUCACGGGUUACGUGAUCAAUGGGGGUCCCAUAAGAGACAUGCGCAGUAAGUGGUACAUGUCCAGGGACUUGUACCCCGACAGCAGGUACCCGCCUUUCUGCUCGGGCACGGGGUACGUCUUUUCCUCGGACGUGGCGGAGAUGAUCUACAAGACCUCCCUGCACACCCAACUGCUGCACCUGGAGGACGUCUACGUGGGGUUGUGUCUGCGCAAGCUGGGCAUACAUCCCUUCCAGAACACUGGCUUCAACCACUGGAAGAUGGCCUACAGCUUGUGCCGCUACAGGAGAGUCAUCACCGUCCACCAGAUCUCACCUGAGGAGAUGCACCGUGUUUGGAGCGACAUGGCCAACAAGAAGCACCUGAAGUGUUAGUUAGUUGACUUCCCAUGAUGCCGUUAGUCAAUGUUGCAAAUCAUCGUACUAUUAUUAUUAUUAUUAUUCUCUAUCAGCACCAUUCAUGAUCGCUUAUCAGAAAGGGAAGACUAAAUAUAAACAGUCUCUGCUGUGUUCAAAAAGGUGUAGAAACUAUUCUGCAAGAUCAAAUUGAUCUGACUUCUAUUCACAACUGGGGGUCCAGACCUGAGGACUUUUAGCAUCCAGCUAAAACUGUUUGGCUGGGGGCCAAAAGCCCACUGCAUGAUAAGUAACACAAUUAUGUAUGUAUGUAUGUAUACAUACAUUUAUAUAAUGUGUGUGUGUG
This is a messenger RNA of Entelurus aequoreus (snake pipefish), 1656 nucleotides long. It is a transcript of the gene b3galt1b, whose product is annotated as UDP-Gal:betaGlcNAc beta 1,3-galactosyltransferase, polypeptide 1b. The transcript has 2 exons. The coding region runs from base 339 to 1328 and encodes 329 amino acids. Lineage: Eukaryota; Metazoa; Chordata; Actinopteri; Syngnathiformes; Syngnathidae. The record is from RefSeq and is a predicted model, not a curated record. Gene Ontology annotation, cellular component: membrane. Gene Ontology annotation, molecular function: N-acetyl-beta-D-glucosaminide beta-(1,3)-galactosyltransferase activity.